UUCUCGCUGCACAGCUCAGCAGGACCUCAGCCAUGAGACUUUUCAUCCUGGCCUUCCUCGGGAUCUGCUGUCUCGCUGCAUACACUGUGGAAGGUGUGGGGAGUGAAGUUCUAGAAAAGUCCAUCUGUGUGAGUCUGACUACGCAGCGACUGCCAAUUAAAAACAUCAAGACCUACACCAUCAAGGAGGGCUCCAUGAAAGCAGUGAUAUUUAUUACCAGACGUGGCCUUAAAGUCUGUGCUGAUCCGCAAGUUGAAUGGGUGAAAAAAGCAGUCCGAACAAUAGACAAGUCCACCAGGAGAAAUGUGAGCCAGACCAAGCCUACAGGAGCCCAACAAUCCAGCAGUACAACUGUGACCCUGACUGGGUAGUGACCCUCUGGCACCUUGUCCCCUCACUAGCCAGGCAGCUCAUUUCCCUUUAAAGCUCAUGGACUAAUUACAUUAUAUUCACCUUUUAUAAAAGUGCUGCAUGAGUCAAAUUUUUUUUUAUACUUUUUUAUGUCUUACAUAUUCAUUUAGAUGCUAUAAUUAAUACAUAUUUAUUAUGAAGAA
Messenger RNA from Physeter macrocephalus (sperm whale), 554 nucleotides. Its product is annotated as lymphotactin-like. Bases 33 to 371 code for a protein of 112 amino acids. Gene Ontology annotation, molecular function: chemokine activity. The transcript has 3 exons. Gene Ontology annotation, biological process: eosinophil chemotaxis; positive regulation of T cell chemotaxis; immune response. Lineage: Eukaryota; Metazoa; Chordata; Mammalia; Artiodactyla; Physeteridae. Gene Ontology annotation, cellular component: extracellular region. The record is from RefSeq and is a predicted model, not a curated record.